AUGGGAGGCGAUAACAUGGAGGUCGAUGCCGCCGAGCAGAAGCUCAAGGGCAUGGAGCACUCUGAGCAGCACUACUUCAAGAGCUACGACCACCACGGCAUCCACGAGGAGAUGUUGAAGGAUGAGGUCCGCACACGCUCCUACAUGAACGCCAUUGUUCAGAACAAGCACCUUUUCAAGGACAAGGUCGUCCUCGAUGUCGGCUGCGGUACCGCCAUUCUGUCCAUGUUCGCCGUUAAGGCCGGCGCGAAGCACGUUAUCGGUGUCGACAUGUCCACCAUCAUCUUCAAGGCGCGCGAGAUCGUCGCCGUCAACGGAAUGUCCGACAAGAUCACCCUGAUCCAGGGUAAGAUGGAGGAGGUCGAGCUCCCCUUCCCCAAGGUCGACAUCAUCAUCUCCGAGUGGAUGGGUUACUUCCUUCUCUACGAGUCCAUGCUGGACACCGUUCUCUACGCCCGUGACCGCUACCUGAACCCCGACGGCCUCAUCUUUCCCGACAAGGCCACCAUCUUCGUUGCUGGUAUCGAGGAUGGCGACUACAAGGACGAGAAGAUCGGAUACACUGACCACAAGAUAGUCUGGGACAACGUGUACGGCUUUGACUACAGCCCCCUCAAGUCUACUGCUCUUGCCGAGCCCCUAGUCGACACGGUCGAGAUGAAAGCGGUGGUUACGGACCCCACACCUGUCCUGACCUUGGACCUCUACAAGUGCCAGGUUGCCGACCUCGCCUUCACCAGCCCCUUCCGUCUCUCCGCUCGCCGUGAUGACUUCAUCCACGCCCUCGUUGCCUGGUUCGACAUCGACUUCACUGCUGCCCACAAGCCUAUCCGCUUCUCUACCGGUCCCCACACCAAGUACACCCACUGGAAGCAGACUGUCUUCUACCUCAAGGAUAUGAUCACGAUGCAGACCGGGGAGGAGGUCGAGGGUACCCUGCACGUCAAGCCCAACGAGAGAAACCGCCGUGACCUCGACAUCAAGAUCGAGUACAAGUUCUUGACCGAGGACCCCACUCGUGCCGCUGAGGGCGAGUGUGAGUACAAGAUGUGCUAA
Colletotrichum orchidophilum is the source of this 1056-nucleotide messenger RNA. Its product is annotated as protein arginine N-methyltransferase. NCBI's taxonomy places the organism in Eukaryota, Fungi, Ascomycota, Sordariomycetes, Glomerellales, Glomerellaceae. The record is from RefSeq and is a predicted model, not a curated record. Gene Ontology annotation, biological process: peptidyl-arginine methylation. Bases 1 to 1056 code for a protein of 351 amino acids. Gene Ontology annotation, molecular function: protein-arginine N-methyltransferase activity. Gene Ontology annotation, cellular component: nucleus. The transcript has 4 exons.